Molecule: messenger RNA, 768 nt
Organism: Zeugodacus cucurbitae (melon fly)
Lineage: Eukaryota; Metazoa; Arthropoda; Insecta; Diptera; Tephritidae
Exons: 3
Coding region: 220-684 (154 amino acids)
Source: RefSeq, a predicted model, not a curated record
UCAAAUUAUUUCAAAAACAUUUUUAAAUUUAAAUUUUCGUUUCCUCUCCUCUUUUUUGUGCAUCCAUUUCCCUUUACCAUAUUUUGUUAAAUUUUUAUUUUGGACUCUUCUGGAUAUUAAAACAAACAUACAGAAUAAAUUCAGGACUUGGUCCCGAACGAAAAUUAUUUACGGAAAAUAUCCUAAAAGCUGCAUAUACAUACGUCAAAAUAGUUUAGCAUGUCACGUUUUUUUACGUUAUGGAAAAGCCCAGAAGAUGGCGUAAGUCGAAAAUCGGAUAAAGUUUCGAAAUUUCUGCUCGACGUCAAUGAAUCUUUUAAAAUAAUUAUUACCGAUUUGUUUAUUGUUCAAAGCUUCCUGAACAGCUGUAGUUGGUUUGUUUAUGCCAUUGCUGCCUUCCUCAUCAGUUGCUGCAUUUAUUAUUACGUGUAUGAUUGCAAGCGGCGCUUAGAGUUACGGCGUAGGCGUCAAGAGGUGCAACGCGCUAAUGAAAGAGUUCCACAGAGAAGGCGACCGGGCGCAAUCUAUAGGGAUCAUGAGAUCUUUCGAAAUGUCAUGCGCACAGUUCGGCAAUAUAUUGGGCACACAGAGGACAAGAAUCAAACCAAGCCUUACGUGCUUCGUCGCACAAGAAGUGGUGCAAUCUAUGGACGAUUUGCCGCUCGGGAAGGUGUGGGCACAUAGACAAUAGCAUUCCUUUUGUGCUGACGAUUUUUAGUGAAGCUAUCCAUAUUUCAAGCAGUCUAAUAAAAACAAAAUGUACAACAA